This is a messenger RNA of Paramormyrops kingsleyae, 5347 nucleotides long. It is a transcript of the gene rps6ka2, whose product is annotated as ribosomal protein S6 kinase, polypeptide 2. Gene Ontology annotation, biological process: protein phosphorylation; intracellular signal transduction. Gene Ontology annotation, molecular function: ATP binding; magnesium ion binding; protein serine/threonine kinase activity. The record is from RefSeq and is a predicted model, not a curated record. Lineage: Eukaryota; Metazoa; Chordata; Actinopteri; Osteoglossiformes; Mormyridae.
GCGUGUGGACUGGAGCCGGGGGUGGGAGCUUUCCAUCGUCCUCGCCUCCCCACGGGCCGCCGGUGCUUAGAGUCAGAGCUCCGUCUGCUCGGGCGGGGAGGACACUCAUAAACGUUGUGAAGCGGAGGAGAAGCAAUCGCACUGCAGCUGAAUAAGAGACGGGGACAGACUGCCCGCCGGCGGCGGCAGACGUUUAAAUGGCCCCUUCGUUUCAAAUCACGAUCCGCGAUUAAAAAAUCUAAAUUAAAACCACCUGAAAAUCUGCAUCUCGCGUCGUCAUGGCAUAGCGGAAGGUACCGAGGAAGCGACAGUCAGUCCCCAUUGUUCUGCUGUUUUGUGGAUUAUCUGGGAAGAAGAGCAGAGGUCCGGCACCGUGCCGGGGCACCGAGAUGGACGCAAACAUGCGCAAAUUCACUGUGCGCCGCUUCUUCUCCGUCUAUCUGCAGAAGAAGUCCAGGUCCAAGAGCUCCAGUCUCUGCAGGUUGGAGGAUGAAAGCAUCGUCAAGGAAAUCGACAUCAGUCAUCACGUCAAAGAGGGCUUUGAGAAAGCGGACCCGUCCCAGUUUGAGCUGCUCAAGGUGCUGGGCCAGGGCUCGUACGGGAAGGUGUUCCUGGUGAGAAAAGUGAAAGGCUCAGACAAGGGUCAGCUCUACGCCAUGAAGGUAUUAAAGAAGGCCACCCUGAAAGUGCGAGACAGAGUGCGAUCAAAGAUGGAGAGAGACAUUCUGGCUGAAGUGAACCAUCCAUUCAUAGUAAAACUCCACUACGCCUUUCAGACAGAAGGGAAGCUCUAUCUCAUCCUGGACUUCUUGCGGGGGGGAGAUCUCUUCACACGGCUCUCCAAGGAGGUAAUGUUCACGGAGGAGGACGUGAAGUUCUACCUGGCUGAGCUGGCCCUAGCGCUGGACCACCUCCACAGCUUGGGCAUCAUCUACCGGGACCUCAAGCCGGAGAACAUCCUCCUGGACGAGGAAGGCCACAUCAAAAUAACCGAUUUUGGCCUGAGCAAAGAGGCAAUCGACCACGACAAGCGGGCCUACUCCUUCUGUGGAACCAUCGAGUACAUGGCCCCUGAAGUGGUGAACAGGAGGGGCCACACGCAAAGCGCAGACUGGUGGUCCUUCGGGGUUCUCAUGUUCGAAAUGCUGACGGGGUCGCUGCCUUUCCAAGGGAAAGACCGCAAGGAGACGAUGGCGCUCAUCCUGAAAGCUAAACUUGGAAUGCCUCAAUUUUUAAGCCCAGAAGUACAAAGUUUGCUACGGGCCCUUUUCAAAAGAAAUCCCAGCAACAGGCUCGGAGCGGGAUCUGACGGUGUGGAGGAGAUUAAGAGGCACCCAUUCUUCACCUCAAUUGACUGGAAUAAACUGUACAGGAAGGAAGUGAAGCCUCCUUUCAAGCCAGCGGUGGGACGGCCAGAGGACACCUUCCACUUCGACCCCGAGUUCACUUCCCGCACGCCUACGGACUCACCGGGCGUGCCCCCCAGCGCCAACGCGCACCAGCUCUUCCGUGGAUUCAGCUUUGUUGCUUCCAACGUGAGCCAGGAGCCCUCGCAGACUGAGCAGGGUGUCAACACUGUCAACCCAAUAGUGCAGCAAUUACAUGGAAACAACAUCCAUUUCACAGACGGUUAUGAGAUAAAGGAGGACGUUGGUGUUGGGGCGUACUCCGUCUGCAAACGCUGCAUCCAUAAAAUCACCAGUGUCGAGUAUGCCGUGAAAAUUAUUGACCGUGCCAAGAAAGAUCCAUCAGAGGAGAUCGAGAUCCUGCUGAGAUACGGGCAGCAUCCUAACAUCAUCACGCUGAAAGAUGUGUAUGACGACGGCAAGUAUGUGUACCUGGUGAUGGAGCUGAUGAGGGGUGGCGAGCUACUGGACCGGAUCCUCCGCCAGAAGUGCUUCUCAGAGCGAGAAGCCAGUGCCGUCCUCUGCACCAUCACGAAGACGGUGGAGUACCUCCACUCGCAGGGGGUCGUCCAUCGAGAUUUAAAGCCCAGCAACAUCCUCUACGUGGAUGAGAUUGGAGACCCUGAGUCCAUCCGAAUCAGCGACUUCGGCUUCGCUAAGCAGCUGCGGGCCGAGAACGGGCUUCUGAUGACACCUUGCUACACCGCCAACUUCGUAGCCCCAGAGGUUCUGAAGAGGCAGGGAUAUGAUGCGGCCUGUGACAUAUGGAGCCUGGGCAUACUGCUGUACACCAUGCUGGCCGGCUUCACCCCAUUCGCCAACGGGCCAGACGACACCCCUGAGGAGAUCCUGGCACGCAUUGGCAGCGGGAAGUACGCCCUUUCGGGUGGCAACUGGGACACGGUGUCAGACGCAGCUAAGGACAUCGUGUCCCGGAUGCUCCACGUGGACCCCCACCAGCGGCUGACGGCCCCCCAGGUGCUGAGACACCCCUGGGUGGUGAACCGAGAGCAGCUGUCCCAGAGUCAGCUCACCAGACAGGACGCGCAGCUUGUUAAGGGAGCGAUGGCUGCCACCUACCUGGCCUUGAACCGUACGCCACAGGCCCCCAAGCUGGAACCCGUGCUGUCCUCCAGUCUGGCCCAGAGGAGAGGCAUGAAGAGGCUCACGUCAACACGCUUGUAGCCCUGCCCUCAACUCGCCAUCACUCUGGACGUCAGGGCUCGUGAGUCUGGGGCCCAUUCAGUGUCUUCUGCUGCGUUCAAGAUAGACAAGAAACUCACAAAAAACACAUAAUAAAGUGAAGGAUCCUUUGUGGGUCGGGGUGCAGAGCACAGCAUCCUACCCAAGCUUCUGAGGGACAUUUCUCACCAAAAACUGUAAGAACAGCCCCCAUUCCCAGUCACACUGAAGAAUUUGUAGCAUUUACUAAAAGUAAUAUAUCUGUGUGGCCCCCUAGUGGAGUAAUGAGGGUUUGACCAGCAACACUGGAAUGCGUAGUUAUUGUCGUUAAACCGGGUGCAGAGGAGACUGUCUGAGGAACACGCGUGUGCUGUGUGUGUUGCAGGUAAAGCCACAACACGUCUCAUUUAUAUGGUUCUAAGGAGCCUUAGGAUUCUACAGUCCCUUCUGAUAUAACCUGCGGUAUAUGCUGCUUAUGACAACAAAUCAAAGUCCUUUUUCGUUAAAGCUAAUCAAAGUAAUAUUAUAUAGCAGUGCUUCUCAUCCUGGCCCUGUGGGACUCCCUGUUGGGCUACAUUGUUCCUACAUCCCAUCUUUCACAAAAACAUGAACCGUCUGGGGUCCCUGAGCAUCAGCUUGAGAAGCAGUGACGUAUAGAGUAUAGUGUACAGUUACUGCAUUAACUACUGAAAUAAACGCAGACAUUUUGCAAAACGUGUUAAGCACAGGAAGUCAGUGUCAGGGAGCGAUCUGGAAAAGUCUGCAUUAGGAAUGGAAGAGUUUCCAAAUUCUUCUCUUGCAGUUACUUUAAGGCAGAAAUAUCUAGGGUGGUAAGUGGCACGGUUUAGUUUGUCUGAUUAGGAAGGCAGGCCCUUGCAUGUUUGUAAGCAGAUAGUCUUUAUGGAUGUACAGUGUAUAUACGCGUUCUUUGGUUUUGAUGAAGUGCACUUUAAGGGUGAUGUCGCCUGUUUUUCAGUUUCACUGCACAUGCCCUGACAGCAUAUCCUGUCACCUUGGCCACAGGGGCGGAGAUGUCAAUGCAUCAAGUUUGUUCUCUCCCCUGUCAGUAAAGAUAUUGACAUUUAAAAAAACUGUUUUUCUUUUUACAAAGGAGAAUGUGUCCUUUUGAAAAAGGAAUUCACCAUGGGUCCAUUUAAUUGUAAAUCUAAUUGCCCCAUAAUUUACACACAGAGACCUGAAACUGUUUUCAGUAUGACACGAAUGAUUCAGUAAGCCUGUGGAAUGUCAAGGGGUGCUGUGUGUGUGAUUUUUUUUUUAAAGAAAGUGACCUUCCACCUCCAUUGACUGAUCUAAACCAACCCUUCAAACCCAACAGGUUGGGGGGGGGGAACAGAAAACAAAUAAAGGAAUUAAAUGAGAAAAUGCUAAAAGAUGUGGCAAUAUAGAUAAAUGCACCAUUUUGUGCAUGUAAGUAUAUGAACUAAUGCACAUAGAUUUGUAAUGUUUCAGAGAAAUAUUUCAGAAAAAAAUUGUGAUUAUUACAGAGGAUAUUGAGUUUCAGUUCAAAAAGCAUUUACUUCCAAAGCUGUCUAUCCAGGAGUAGUUUCAGGAAACACUUUUGUAUUGAUCUUAUUUAUUAAAAUAAAUUGUAUUUUUUAAAUGAGGCAACAGGACCGUGGUGAAAACCAACUGAAAACCAGCAACCCAAAUGCCUGUGACAAGCUGCGCAUCUGCUGUGAUCUUUCACUGUUUCUCUUCUCUGACGGGAAUUUCUUUCGUACAUCUCAGUCCUUAGAGACGGCUCAUGUUUGACGACUGUGCAGUCCUACUCUUAUUAUUGUGUUUGUCCAAGGAUUUGUGCAUGAGAUUAGGUUAUCUGGGACACUAAGCAGCGCCAGACUUUUUCACCUCUGCAGUACUGUCCCGUCUAUUUGCCAGUUUAAGGAUCGCCACGUUGGUCCCAGAUACUGUGAUGCAUUCUAAAUGAUAAAACAUUACUGGUUAAUUGUUGACAGAAGUCAAUGGAGUCACAUGGGUUGAGGUGUGCUAAAGCCUUAAAAGUUUCCACUUGAAGUCUGUAAAGCUUUAUAAAUGCACUUGCAAUAAGGAUGUCCAAAAUGAUGUCUAUUCCUCCCAAUAAGGAGCUUGAAAACAAUGUCUGUUCCUCCUAAAAAGGAUGAAGCAAUGUCUGCUGCACACAGCUCAUAUGAGUCAAUCUUUUGCUGUAUUAUUUAGUUACGUUUGUCAUCCUGUAGUUUUAAUGGAUCUGCAUCUAUGUAGUGGUGUAAGAAACAUGGUUCCUUUUCACCGAGUCUCACAAACUCCACAAUUUUAUAUAAAAAAUUAAUAAGUCUGACAUUAAUAGGAGCUCAGAUACAACACAGCACUGUGAAAAUCAGAGCAGAGAUUUUUCUAUUUUUCGAAUGCAGAAGACCUAGUCUGUCCUCGAGCUGUCACAACAGACCACCUCCAGCAGGGGGCUCCUCGGAGCAGCACUGGCAUUUUCGUGGGUGCCACCGUAGGUGUCAUGUACCUCUCCGCACGCUGGCCGCGACCUGCAUCUGGGAGUCUGCAAACCACUGCAGAGCAACAUAUCCUGACAAGACAGCGCCCUUCCACUGAACACUCGCAGUUCCCAUGUCGAUGCGAAGCUAUGGCAACGCUCCCCCAUCAUCCCGGCGUUACGCACUGCCAUUCGUAAAAAGAAACUUUACGUGGUUGUCGGCCUGUAAAUGUUGAAUCUGCUUUGUACUGGUUUGGCAUGCCAAAUGCGUUUAUAAAUAAAUAAGUGAAUAAAA